Ustilaginoidea virens is the source of this 2013-nucleotide messenger RNA. RefSeq lists its product as uncharacterized. NCBI's taxonomy places the organism in Eukaryota, Fungi, Ascomycota, Sordariomycetes, Hypocreales, Clavicipitaceae. Gene Ontology annotation, biological process: protein phosphorylation; cellular hyperosmotic response; MAPK cascade. Gene Ontology annotation, molecular function: MAP kinase kinase activity; ATP binding. The record is from RefSeq and is a predicted model, not a curated record. Bases 1 to 2013 code for a protein of 670 amino acids. The transcript is spliced from 2 exons.
AUGAGCGGCUCCGAUUCGAUCCCCGCGACGCCGGAGGAUAUGGAAGGAUCAAACGACUUGGAGGCUCCAAUCUCGUCUGCAGGUGAGGGUGAUACUUUAGAGUCCAAUGCUUCUUCUUCUUCAGACGCCGACCCAUCACCAGUACCCGACACCGACAAGUCAAAGCGGAUGCCAUCGCUCCGGUCCGUGUCUGAUCCGCCCAACAUGAAUCCAAACUCGACAGCAAUGGGCCUGUUGGGAAGGGCGAGAAAGCCGCAAAAUACUCAGCCAGCGCUUGCUGCUGGCUCGGGCGGUGCCAUGAACAACGAUGUCAUGGCCCGGGCCCUUGCUCUCCACAGAGCUCGCAUGGGAUCGUCGCCCAUGGGAUCGUCGCCCAUGGGCUCUUCACCAAUCGGCGCGUCCCCAAACUCGUCCUCGCCUUCUUUUGCCGGCCCCGGCUCCAGGCCCGGGCAAAACGGCUUUCCUGGGCUGGGCCUACCUGCCAAUGCGAUGCAUCGGCCGGGCCCCGUAGCCCAACACUGGUCCGACCCAGGCUUGAAGCCGUCCCUGAGCGCGAGAAGAGCCAACAAGUUUGGCAUGAAACUGUCGGAAAUGGGAAGCGGUGCCUCGACACCCACUCCGGGGCUCAAACGCACGGGCGCCCCCAAGUUGUCCGACCUCACGGGCGAACCGCCAGCCGACGAGCAACCAAAGGCGAACAAAUCCACGCUCGGGUCUAAACUUGAUGACUUCAAGAAGUACAUCGAUGCCGACAAGGGCUGGAUCACGUUUGAUGGAGCCGCCACCAUCACCAACACUGGGGUCAACUUUGCCAACGGCCGAACGUUUGCCAUUUCACUCGACGAGAUUCAAAUACAAGGAGAACUUGGCAAAGGCAACUACGGUACCGUGUACAAGGUCAGACAUGCCAAGCCGACAGUCCCACGCUUCGGCCAAGGCCUGUCCGGCAUACGCCUACAACACACCUUGUCGGAUCCGUUGAUCAAGUCAGAGGACAAUGACGACGGCGCAAAGGAAGACGCGGGCGGCAAAGAAACAACGGGCAAGCUGAUGGCCAUGAAGGAAAUCCGCCUUGAACUCGACGAUGCCAAGUUCUCGACCAUCUUGAAAGAGCUCGUCAUUCUCCACGAAUGCGUGUCGCCAUACAUCAUCGACUUUUACGGGGCCUUUUUCCAAGAGGGUGCCGUAUACAUGUGCAUAGAGUACAUGGAUGGAGGGUCCAUCGAUAAGCUGUACUCUGGAGGCAUCCCCGAGAGCGUGUUGCGGAAAAUUACCUUUUCCACUGUAAGGGGUCUCAAGUCGCUGAAGGACGAGCACAACAUUAUCCACCGCGACGUGAAGCCAACAAACAUCCUGGUCAACACGCGAGGCCAGGUCAAGAUAUGCGAUUUCGGCGUCAGCGGUAACCUGGUGGCCAGCAUAGCCAGGACGAACAUUGGUUGUCAGAGCUACAUGGCCCCGGAACGAAUAUCUGGCGGGGGUUUGGCGGCGCCAGGCUCUUCUGAUGGCACCUAUAGCGUGCAAAGCGACAUCUGGAGCUUGGGGCUGACAAUCAUCGAAUGCGCCAUGGGUCGCUACCCUUAUCCGCCUGAAGUAUCGUCCACAAUCUUCAGCCAGCUCAAUGCCAUUGUGGAAGGCGACCCGCCUGAUCUUCCCGGCGAGGGGUAUUCAGAUACGGCUCAGAACUUUGUAUCGAGCUGUCUGCACAAGGUGCCCAAGAUGAGAGCCACCUACCCCAUGCUGCUGAACCACCCUUGGUUACAAUCCUUCUCCAAGCCCCAUACCAUCACAGAGGAGGUCGAAGAAGGGGAAGAUGCAGACAAGUUAGCCGAAGCUGUCGGGCAACUUGACCUAGGAGCGGACAAUACCGACGACCCUGAAGUGGCGGCAUGGGUACGACAAGUUCUCAAGAGCUGCCUUGUCGAACCACCAAGCAAGCCCGGCAGCACACGUCCAGCUUUGCAUGCAGCCCCGUUGGACUCUGUCAGCCCCGUCGACAGUCCGUUUUCCUGA